CUCCUUUUACUUGGACUGCUUUACAGCGUCUAUGCGGCCUCUCGACCUCCCGGUUCGAGUUUCUGUUUCGUUUCUCACGCCCACCCCCUUUCCUCCGGUGGCUGGUGGUUGGCGCAGGGCAAAUACCUAGGUAGCCGGUGUCCAUCUCCCAGGUUUCUCGUCUUGUCAGAUGCCCGUCAAAUCAGCACAUCAUCACACCACACUAUCACUGCCACACACACACACCAACUUUCGCCUUUCGAUCUCUGUGCAACCCGGUCCCGAGUCCUCUGCUUGGAUGGGGGGUUUGCUGGAUCUCUGGCUCGAACACCGGAUGAUAAUCUUCCUUUCAGAGGGCAUAUACUGCAAUGA
Messenger RNA from Colletotrichum godetiae, 351 nucleotides. RefSeq lists its product as uncharacterized. The record is from RefSeq and is a predicted model, not a curated record. Lineage: Eukaryota; Fungi; Ascomycota; Sordariomycetes; Glomerellales; Glomerellaceae. The transcript has a single exon. The annotation marks the transcript as partial.